GCUGCGGUUUCUGAAUUCAUAUCUGUUGUCAACUUUGUUGUCAGCAACAGUUGUUGUGGAUGCAGAGCAGUAAGGCAUUAUUAGUUCAGUUUCAGGUGUAGUUAGUACAGUGUUCACAGGCCAGGCCGCUUACGCUAGCUGUAAGAAGUGUAGCUGUAAAUGCGUUUGUUUGUGUCAGUUUUAGCAUGACUAGCUAACUUAACUACCUAACAACGAAGUUGAGACUGACUGCAGCCACCAGUAGCGCCAAAUUCAAACAGCGCUCUGUCACCACUGAGCGCUGGACUACCUGGUUUAGGUGUAGCUCUCAGUUUAUAAUGUUUAUAAUGUUAGUUUGCUAACUGCGCCUUGAAUUAGCUAGCACUGUGUGUUUAAUUUCGUUUUUAUAGCUAUGAGAAUUAAUAGCUAACACCCUCAGUGCAAGCUAACUAGCUACUUAGCUAGGUCAGGUAACCUAGGUAACGGUAGCUGUCCGGUUGUAUUGCUAACUAGGUUGUCCAGCUAAGCUAGUUAGUUAUAUAUAUUUUAAGCAAUUGGAGGCCAGAACACGCACUUGUGGAUUUCCUAUUAUAGUUAUUCUAUGCCAAUUUUAGAAAAAAUAUCAACACGGUAGCAUUGGCAACUUCAUUAGGAAUGGAUUAUGGUUCUUCUGUACUGCAUAACAUCCACUUGAAUGACUCCACAUCAAGCGCAGAUGCAGCUGAUGUUUUAAUUCGCUCCACUAAAGUAGCUCCAGAGCUAAACAGAAAGAAAGUUGCCAGUGAAGGAGAGUUAUCCAACAACUGCAAUGUGAAUAUCUUUGUCCGAAGACUGUCAGACUCAACCCAUAGUUCAUGUUUGGAGCAAACUUUCACUAAUGAAUUAAUGGAGCAAGUAGUCCCACCAGUCCGCCCUGUGAACAUGCCAUCAGCAAUCAGAGGAUGUAUUGAAGAAGAAGAUCAUACCUCACCAAAUCCACCUGCAAGGAAAAAUUAUGUUCCUAGAGCAGGUAAAGUCAUGCUGAAACCGUCAGUCAUCCAAAGGAAGUGGCAGAAACAAGAGCAAGAUGUACACAUAUCACGAUACUCCGCUGAUGGGAGAGGUGCAGUUGCAGCUGCCCUGAAACAGAGAUCCCAUGGUGCACCGCAAAGGCGGGAAGUGAAGGUGCAGUUUCUGGAUUCAGGCUCGCUCCACAGCUCUGAAUUUCGAGGUCCUGAGGUCCAGCCUAGUCCUGCUUUUCCAUCAGGGGAUGUUGGAGGUGCUUCAACUGUGGCAGCCAUUACAGCUGCUGCUAUUGCAGCCACUGCUCCGCUUAUUAAGGCUCAAAGCGACAUGGAGGCUCGUAUGGCUCAGGUGGCCUCUGAGCUCCGACGGCUCCAGGAGAGCGAGGGCCGAACGGACAGAUCAGCCGAGAGCAGGGCAACCAGUGACGCAGGCAGAGUGACCCAGCUGGAGGUGCAGCUGACCGCACUGACCCAGCAGAGACUUCAGCAUCUGGAGAGAAUCCAAGGCCAGCAGCUUGAGCUCCAGAAUCGCCUCCUGGGCUCUGCUCUGACUGCUGUAACAGCAGGCACCAUCCCACCCUCACAGUCCACACACCACUCAAACUCUGGAGAAACUCAUUCAGAUUCAGUACAGAGGGCGCUUAACUCACACAAAUGUGCUGCUGAAGACAGUUCUACAGUUGUCCAGGAUCAAAGCAGGGAGACUCGAGCAGGAAGAGAAAAAAGUCCUUUGGAGACACCAGCACCCCGCAAGGUUAUCCCCAGACCAACCCACUGGAAUCCUGCCCUCCAGGACAGCCAACAAGGGAGCAGCAAGGGCCGCAAAGCCACCCACAAGAGCCAUGGAAAUGGCAGGCUGCUGGAACAGAUCCCUAACAACCAGAGAUCUCCCACGAGAUAUCCAGCACACACUGUUGGGGUACGGGGAGUUGCCAUAGCAACAGUUGACAGCCAACCAGAGCAAUCCAGAGAAAACCAACCAGAAGCAUUUAUCUUUUCCACUGGAAGGCCUAGGCCAGAGGAGUCAGCUGAUGCUUUGACCAAGCCCUCCAGCAAGCAGCACAUCCAGGCAGGCUUGAAGGAUGUGAACCCUUUGACCGAUAGAGCUCCAGAAAGUUCCACUUCAGCUGUACAGCAGGCCGCCGCCAUGCUGCAGGAUCUGAGCAGAAUCAAAAAUGAGAUGAGAAGCCUGCUCCGGACUGCUGAUGCGUUUCCUGUGAAGAGUGCCGAGGCGAGCCGUAGCAGCAGAAGCAGCCGCCACGCUCUGCCCUCUACUACUCCUCCUCCUCCUCCCGUACCCCCCGUCUCCAUGCAGGGUGAUACGGUCACUUCAGGGGCUGCUAGGGCACACCCCACAGUACUGCAGAACAGCCAGCCACCUGCCUCGAUGUUUGAGGAUGCAGGACUUGUCCUCAGGCAAGUCAGACACAGCAGGAAGGUUCUGGAGGAGAACCUGCAGGCUGUUUUGAGAGCCAAGGAUGGAGAGGCGCUUCAUACACAACUGGAGGCAUUGUCUAACAACAGGGAUGCCAGCGAGGAGCUGAGAAUAAAGAAGACUGUUGAUGCCUGGAUAAACACACUGAGCAAGGAUAUACAGAAUGAACUUGUGCACCCCGGCUCUGCUGCUCAGUCCAAGGGUGUGGAGAGAAUCAGCGGGGCAGCAGCGGGCAGCACUGUGCAGCGAGACCAGAGCAGUAGGAGCAGGAACACCCCUGGCACCGGGAGAGGGAGCGUAAAGAUUGGAAGAGGGGGGAAAAGAGCCACUGCAGUUGCAGCAGCAGCAACAGCAACAGAAGUAGCUAGAAGAAGACAACAGGGCAGAGCAGAGGCAGUGAGCACACAGCCGUCCAACCAGCACCUCAGCUCCUCUCUCAGAAACUCAGCUGAGGAGCAUCCACAAGCGUCGGUGGUGCCGCAGUCUGAGGAUGAUGAGGCGUACCUGGCGAAGAUUUAUGGGAAGGCUCUGUAUGAGGGCCAUCGACGCACACUGAAGAAAGGUCCCUAUCUCCGCUUCAGUUCCCCCAGUCCGAAAUCCAAAGGUCACCGUCCUAAAGUGAUCGAGAGUGUGAAAGGCGUGAAGAUGAAAUCCUCCAAGACGCAGACCAGCAUGUCUGGAGCUCAGGAUCCGUCAUCUUUGCUGCAGCCUGCAGUCCCUGGGACACAGUACCUAUUCAGUCCCAGCGGUCCUGUUCAGCAGCAGCAGCAGCAACCUGGCUGCUCUGUGCCGGGCUUCCUCAUCCCCAUGGCUAUUCCUCUGGGUAAGCCCAAAGUUGACGGCCAGGCGCCUUUGCCUUCAAGAGUCAUCAUCAGUGACAAGCCGGCCACUGUGAUCACCUCCUUCACUCCCGCCGUCACCCCUACAGUGGUUCCUUCUGUCCGUAAGCCCAACACAGUGCUGCUGGAAGUGCAGUCUGAGCAGAGGAGACCUACUCCACAGCUCCAGAUACAGGUUCAGCCCAGUGUGAACAUUGAGAGUGUUACUGCCCCGAGUCCUGACCUCUCUCCUCCUCUUCACAUCGCUCCUCCAGACAUUCAGGCUGGGGCAGACACACGGUCAAUUGGAGAAGAAGAUGAGGAGGAGGAUGAUGAUGAUGAUAAUGGCUUCCCUGGAACAAAGUUCUUGGCUGUUGCUGACAUUCUGCAGGAGCCUGAAGUGGAUGAAGAAGCUCCGGAAGAAGCGCCUAUAGAGUUAAAUGGGUUACCCUCUCCUCCUGCCGCUCUCUACCAUGGCCCGGCUUUCCCUCUUGAGCCUCGCCAGACUGGCCCCCUCACUGAGCCUAUACUCAGCACCAUCCAGCAAAGAGAGACUCUGGAGAACAGGCUAGUGGACUGGGUUGAGCAACAGCUCAUGGCAAGAAUGAUCAGCGGGAUGUUUCCUCAGCCAGCUCAAACAGACCCAGCCAACCAGUCAGAGCCAGAUGACAGCGUGACCUCAGACAUAGUGGAGACGGCGGGAGGCGGAGGGCUGCAGCUGUUUGUGGAUGCCGGUGUGCCAGUGGACUCGGAGCUCAUCAGGCAGUAUGUGAACGAGGUACUGGCGGAAAUCAUCACCUUAAUGCUGGGCCAGAGGGAAGGCCCCAGAGAGCCUGCUGCCCCUGCCUCAAUCCGGGACACACUCCCUCGACAGAAGACUCCAGUGCCAACACCAGUGCCCACUCCUGAGCCCAGUGUGAGAGGGAGUCCUCCAGUUCUGAGAGAAGCUCUGUCUCCUAUCAGUACUCCGGAUCUCUCUGAGCAGCCUUCUCCAGUUCAGUCCCGCAGAGACAGCCAGCCUGAGCAACCGCAGCCAACUUCACCAGAACCAGCGAAGACUCCGGUGGGGACGCCACUUUCCUCCCCACGCAGGAUUGCGACACCGUCUCCCCCUUCAGAACUGGCAGGCCCGCACAACCUCCCGUGGGGAAACUCAGAGCUUCCUCUGAAGGAGGAGGAACCACACAGUGAGGAAGAGGAGAACCAACCAAAACCAUUAAAUGUGCUGUCAGUUGCUCGUGAGGAAGAUGAAGAGGCAGUUUUACCGCCAUCUUCUCCAGUCCUAUCCAAACCCCUGAGUCCUCCAGUUUCAGCAGUAAAGGAGGCUCCUCCUGCUCCUCCUGAGUCUCCAUCUGUGGAGGAGAGCAGCUCACAAGUCAGCCCUUCCCUCACUGAGACUGAGACUGAGACUGCAGCCAGACACAUCUCUGAGGGAGAGCUGCUGCUCAGUACUGGCCAGAUGGCUGCAGUCAGAGCUUUGGAAGAAGAGGGCUUCAAUGUGCCCAACCUGAUGACCAGCUUCAACAGUUCACUACACGGAGUACAGGAUAUGGACUACGAUCCCCCAAGUGAGGGUCAGGUGAUUAGAAGGCCUGUUGUUUCUGCCCACCAUGACCCAAUCCUCUCUCUACUUGCCAAGAUGGAACAGGGACCAGUCAGCCAGGCACAGCAACGAGAGAGAUACUGGGACGAGGAGAGCAGUGGGGAGGUGAGUGAGGGCCAGCGGCCACCUCUGACCACAGCACAGGAGAAAGUGGUGACUGGACACUCUCUCAUACUCCAGCAGCCCACCCAGUCCACCCAGCCCACUGCAGAGCAGAGUCCACACACCACCUUGACCUCACCUGGACAACUGCCAGUUCAGCACACAGGUCCUGGAAAUGGUGCUGCAGGUGAGGACAGUGGGCUGUCGAUCAACUUCAGACCAUCAGAGACACAUGCAGAAACUCCACAGGCUCUUCAGUCAUUUACUGCAUCGUCCCCUCAGCCAGGAGACUCUACUCACAAACAGGCUGCUGAGGCUCCGCAGACGCAUCACAGACCUGCUCCAAUUCUGGUGAAGCAAUACCAACACGAAGAUGAGUCAGACUUGCUCGCCCAGAGAAGGAGCUCGAAUGACACGGAUGCUUUCUUUGAGGACAUGGCUAAAGGAGCUGAGCUAACUCCACACGCGGGAGGAGGUGUGGGGCUGAUGUCAGUCAGGCUGCCGUCAGUCCAGAAGGACGACGUCUCGCCCGAUGUCAGCACUAUAGAAGGAGACUCGGAUUCAGCCAAUGAUGUGUUCUAGAGCUGGCCUCCUGCAGCUGUCAGUAAGUAGCUGCAGGGUUGGGAGGAUGUUGGAGCUGUGGGACUGCUCUGAAUUAUUCAUUUACAUCACUGUACAUUGUGAACGGACAGCAUGAUAUGUCUUGCGGUUAGUCUAACUGGGGUCCUGUGCUCAAGGGGUCUGCUUUAUCACCUCCCAAGCACACAAAGUGACAUCACACUUGACAGUAUCUGACAUCCAACUGAACGUGUGACCUUCCACCACCCAAGCUGGCUGUAAUGUGAUGCUAGAAUAGAGGAAUAAUGUGAUGAAGAAUCGCUGUGAAUAUGAUGAGUUUUUAAUAUUUGUAGCACAAGAGUGAUUUACUUGUGUUUUUUAAUGCUAAUAAAUAUUUUAUGACAAAACCUCA
Molecule: messenger RNA, 5911 nt
Organism: Astyanax mexicanus (Mexican tetra)
Lineage: Eukaryota; Metazoa; Chordata; Actinopteri; Characiformes; Acestrorhamphidae
Product: KIAA0586 ortholog
Exons: 31
Coding region: 634-5523 (1629 amino acids)
Biological process (GO): smoothened signaling pathway
Cellular component (GO): centriole; ciliary basal body
Source: RefSeq, a predicted model, not a curated record